Messenger RNA from Daldinia childiae, 1170 nucleotides. RefSeq lists its product as uncharacterized. Lineage: Eukaryota; Fungi; Ascomycota; Sordariomycetes; Xylariales; Hypoxylaceae. The record is from RefSeq and is a predicted model, not a curated record. Bases 1 to 1170 code for a protein of 389 amino acids. The transcript has a single exon.
AUGCCGUCCGUAGGACCUCAAUUACCACCCCACCUUUCUAAACGCAAGCGUACUCCAGAAGACGAAUCAGCAGAUUCUCCCGCCGCAAAGUUACGAGCUACAGAAGGAGCGCAAACCAACCAGGACGAAAUAGAUCUCGACAGCGAUGAUGAUGAUGGCUAUGGUCCACCUGCUCCUCAGCCAGCAUCGAAAGCAUCUAUAGGACCUACCUUACCGCCCUCAAACACAGAUGAGAUUAAAUUAGACGACAGUGACGACGAUGACAUCGGUCCAUCCGCUCCACCGCCACCUAUGAAUGCUCGACCAUCUAUAGGACCUACUCUCCCGCCCACAAACCGGGAUGAAACCCAAUUAGAAGACAAAAACAACUCUUCCGACGACGAGGCUGGACCAGCACCACCUCCAGCCCCUCCAUCCGCAAAACGCGUCCACGGCCCCGCUCCUCCACCCGCCCCCCUCUCCGAGCGACCAACCACAUCCACCAACUCAGAUUCGGACGACGACGACGACGACGAUGAUGACUACGGCCCCGCCCUUCCAACAUCAACCUCCCACAUCCAACGCCAAACCCAAGCCCGCGCCGCCGAAGAAGCCGCUCGCGCAGCCGCAGCAGCCGCCGGCCCCCAGCGCGACGACUGGAUGCUCGCGCCCCCAACCGCCAGCGGAUACCGCGCGCCGGACCCAACCAAGCUAAAAAACCGGCGUUUCGCAAGCGGCCCGCGAACGGCGUCCAGCGCCGCGCCCAGCAACGAGAUCAGCAGCAUAUGGACGGAGACGCCCGAGCAGAAGCGCAAGCGCCUUGAGAACGCCGUCCUAGGGCGCACCGACGACACCACGCAGGCGCGGACCACGAGCAGCGGCCAUGGUGGUACGGGUAGUACCGUCGCUGCCGCAGACGCCCCGCUAUCGAAAGAAGCCCAAGAGCAGCAGGACCGCGUGCGCAGCUACACCGAGGCGACGCGCGGCCGCAGCCUGUACGAAGAGCACCAGGCGUCGCGGCAAGGGCGCAAACUGCAGACCGACGAGGAGGAAGACGAUCCGAGCAAGCGCGCCUUCGACCGCGAGAAAGAUAUGAAGCUCGGCGGGCGCAUCGGCACCGCGCAGCGCCGGGAAUUGCUGAAUCGCGCUGCGGAUUUCGGCGGGAGGUUUGCGAAGGGGAAGUACCUCUAG